AAAACAAGGGGAUCUUAUUCUUGUGUUGGUCGAGGAAAAACGCCAUUAAAUCUGGUAUAUCGGUUCAUACCAACAGCAAAAUGGAUGAAUCGAGUCUUGAUACGUUGCAAAGUGGUUCGGAGGACGAUAUUUGCAAAAUUCUGGCUGAAUUUGCAGCAAAGAAUGCUCAGACGUUCUCAUUCCCAACUUUGGAUAAGAGCACCAAGCAGAAAAUGGUCGACAGUUGUCUUCUACGGCUGCAGCAGAAGGCGUCGUCCCGAUGUUACGCAUCGUGCCUCGAGACUUUACGCAUACUCAGUCGCGAAAAAUCAGGGUUAGAGAUGCUCGCCUGUGAAAGCUCGUUAAAAAUCUUACUCAAGCAUUCUGGGAUUGAAACUUAUGCAUCGGAGCAAGGCGAGAAUAUUACCGUGCAAGGCGGAAAUAACAAAGUUAUCAUUGAAGCGCAGAAGUCAUUAUGUAACAUCAUCUACAACAGCCCCGUUGCGCAGAGAAUUUGCACGAAAAAUGGCUGCAUUGAAGGAAUCGUACAGAGAUUGAAAACAUACAAGGACCCGGAUCUCGAUGCUGAUGUGAAGUACUUUGAUAUGAAGAUCCUUUUCCUUCUGACGGCCCUGUGUGCGGAGAUCAGACCGGUGUUACGAUUCGAGCUACACGGCUUCACAUACCUCAUCGAGGUUCUCGACCUGUGUCUGAAGGAAGAGGACAUACCGAAGUCCACGCUCAGCGACAGAGAUGCUGACCUCUCAUGCGAGGUCCUCAAAGUUCUGUUCAAUCUGACGGUCGCGGUCGACAAGAAUAGUCUCGACGAGGAAGAGGAGGCCCAUUUUAUGCGUCUGGUUAGCGUGUUACAUGAUCUGCUUCUGAUCGAGACGGCCACAAAAGAUAAGAAAGAAGAGGUGGAGAGUCACACGGUGAAUCUCCUGACGAAUAUGCCGCGCGAUUGUUACGAGGAGUUACUCACGCCGCUCACAGAGGGCGCUGUGAGUGCCAUGGAUAACAAAGAGGUGGAAUAUGAUGGAAAAAACAUGGAGGCCAUCGUUGUAUUGUUAGAAUUCCUAAACAACAGAUUAGACACACCGCAGAAGAACAAGAAGGAGAGCCUGACGCCCAUCCUACACUGCCUAUGCGAGACGUGUCGAGCCAAUAGGUGUAUUAGGAAGUUCUGUCGGAGUAAAGUGCUGCCACCUUUACGUAGUGAGGUGAAACGACUGCCAGAGGAGGGCCACACGCUAAGAAAUAAGUUAUGUAAAUUAUUGACCAAUCCUAUUCAAGAAGUCAAAGAACUCGUCGCUGAUUUUCUAUUUGUGAUGUGCAAAGAAAAUGUGAAUCGUAUGGUGAAGUACACAGGUUAUGGCAAUGCAGCUGGUCUGCUGGCCAGUCGAGGGUUAAUGUGCGGAGGCAAACCAACCACUGCGCAGGAUUAUUCGAGCGACUCGGAGGAUUCCGACACGGAAGAGUACGGGUGGUUAAGGGACCAAUGUCCCGAUUCCAGAGUGAAUCCUGUGACGGGCCGCUGGGAGCAGGAUAAGCCCAAUCCACUUGAGGGAAUGUCCGAGGAACAGAAGGAAUAUGAGGCCAUGGAACUAGUCAACAUGAUGGAUAAACUCUGCAAGACAGGCAUCAUUCAGCCGAGCAUGAUCGGCCCCGAUGGCAAACCUCAUCCGAUCGAACAUGUCUUUGAGUUGGCGGAGAAUGCGCCAGCGCCGCCAGCUGCCCCACCUGGUGGUGAUGAAGACGAACUAGACUCCGACUGAGAUGGAAAACAAUCUCUUGAACCGAAAUCAGAAUAUCCCGGGAACAAGUCGAUUUCAUAUUUCGUCUGCAGUAGGAAAAAUUACUUCUUGGACUCAUACGUCAGAAUCUUGAAUAUUCGGCGAAAAACGCAUCAGAUUAAAUUGGAAUAUAUUCUCAUAAACUUUAAUCAGGAGGCAUAAAUCCAACUGGCUGAAAACAAACUACAGUUUGACCUCUCUAUUACGAACACCUUUUGGACUGCCCAAUUAGGUCCUUGAUAGAGAGGUGUUCUGAAUAUUGAGGUCAAUUUGGAUGGAAAUGACAGCGUCGGGACGAAUAUGUGUCCUUUAGAGAGUGUGUUUCUUAAUAGAGAGGUGACCUCUGUACUUCAUGGAGAGUGUACUUAGUAGAGAGGUGUCCACUAAGAGAGGUUUCACCGAACAUCUGUCCUGGGAGACAAAAGCAGGGUCGGAACCAGGAUUAUCAAAGAGUCGCCAAAUAAGACUAUCAGUCAGGAUUUGAUGGAAAUAUUUAUUGGCCCAAAAGGAAUAUUUCAUUUAAUAUGUUUCUUUGCAUAAGGGGUAUUCCCCUGGAUCAUACUGGAUUAACAAAGAUUCUGCUAACCUGAGAUCAAGAUCAGUAAAGACUAGUCUAUAUCCAUUCUUUGUGGGAUGUAUAUUUCAACAUGGAUAUGGUUGGUGCGAUCUCUGCGUGAAAAUUGUGUGGAUUGAAAAUCUAAAAAAUGGAUGAACUGGUAGUACUAUUCUUACCUUGCGUAUGUGCAAAAUUUGACAUAUCAAAAUUGUGUGCUGGUUGGUUAUGCAACCAAUAAAUAUCAAGAGCGAGUGUGGAUUACUGACUUUCUUUAUCGAAUGAUCAAACAGUCUAAAAUCCUUUGGUAUCACAAGUUAUCAUUUCAAAAGAAAAAUCAUCAGCCUUUUUCUGAGUGCCGAGGGUAUUGGUCAGCCAACAAGACUGUGCGCUUGGCGUGUCCGCCAUCUUGUUUUGCGAGAUAAAGGUUUCAGGAGCGCUACCGCAGGUAAUCGGCAAGAUGUAUCAGCAACGACAUACCGAUGACUUUCUGCGCGCUAAAGUUACAAUCAAGAUGCACGCUAGACAGUCUGUUUUUGGUAACAAAGUCGGCUGUCCUAGAGGGUUCUGCCACAGAGCCCCAGAGCUUUGCCACAGAGCCCCAGAGCUUUGCCACAGAGCCACAGAGCCCAAGAGCUUUGUGGACAGGGUAAUGUCCUUUGGCCGGUAUUCCUCUAUUCUCAUUAGGGAGCAGGUCUGAAGCCACCGAGCCCCAGAGCUUUGCCACAGAGCCACAGAGCCCCAGAGCUUUGUGGUCAGGGUGGUGUCCUCUGGCCGGUAUUCCUCUCUAUUCUCAUUAGGGAGCAGGUCUGAAGCCACAGAGCCCCAGGGCUUUGUGGUCAGGGUGGCGUCCUUUGGCCAGUAUUCCUCUCUAUCCUUCAUUAGGGAGCAGGUCUGAAGCCACAGAGCCCCAGGGCUGUGUGAUCAGGGUGAUGUCCUUUGGCCAACAUUCCUCUCUAUUCUUCAUUAGGGAGCAGGUCUGAAGCCACAGAGCCCCAGAGCUUUGUGAUCAGGGUGAUGUCCCUAGGCUAGUAUUCCUCUCUAUCCUUCAUUAGGGAGCAGUUCUGAAGCCACAGAGCCCCAGAGCUUUGUGAUCAGGGUGAUGUCCCUAGGCCAGUAUUCCUCUCUAUUCUUCAUUAGGGAGCAGUUCUGAAGCCACAGAGCCCCAGAGCUUUGUGAUCAGGGUGAUGUCCCUAGGCCAGUAUUCCUCUCUAUUCUCAUUAGGGAGCAAAUCUGAUAUCUGAAGUUCCAAAUUCUUAAUAGUCCUUUAAGUUUAAUUCUUUAUGAUAUGAGUAUCAGUUAAUGAAAGUGACUGAGCCAUUGGGUGAUAUGAAAAAAGUCAAGUAAAUGCUUUUACUUUGGUUGUGUACAGGAAGGCCUAGUGUAAAUCUACAUGCAGUUUUAAGUAAAAGCAUUUACUAGGCUUUAUUCACAUCAUCCAAUGCUUGUGCUUGUACAUAAAAAACUAUAAAGUCAAUGUCUAAUUUUUCGGCUGUUGAUUUGGUAUAAGAAUUCUCAUAGGGUGCUGUGUGUUAGUGUGAGGGGGGUCUUUGGGCUUAAAGUGUGCAUAAAUCGGUGUGUUUGGGAACAGUAAAUCUAAAUGCUGUCCGCUUGAAAGUCUGUUCUGCCCAUUUUUGUGCCUUUUCCGGAUUCCGGAAAGGGUUAAAGGUGUGUUCAUGUACAUACGUGUGCUUAUGCACUGACUUUUUAAAGGCCCAUAAGGGGCAUACUUGCCAAACGUGGAGAUUUAUGGUGCGUCAUGCAUUUAUCAAAUGUUGUGUGUCAAUGUAUUGCCUAUUGGUAGAAAUAGAAUUAGAAUUUUGUGAUACGAUGUAUCUUUAACAGCUGACUAAAGUGAAAGCUUUAUAUUUCUAUCUCGCAAGAUCUAAGUUAAAAGUGCAGCGCGAACGAGUGAUUUUUGAUGCUGCGACCUGCGACAAUUAUAUGAGCGAGAAAUGAUCGCUUGUCUGCUGGUAAAACGGAUAAUUGCAUAGUUUGAUAUUGAUUGUCGGUCGCAGCGAUCACUGAGUCUUGUCACAGGUGUCAGCAAGGACCACCGCAAACCGGCAAUUUCUGUCACACACGGUCGUGAUCGCAGGUCGCAGUGAACAAUAAUCGCUCGUGUGCGGAGCACUUCACCAGAGUCUCAUCAGCAUGUGCAGUUACGAGUUACUGCUACAGCUUUCAGAUACUCUAGUUUCACCGAUAUGAGACCUUAACUGGAAAGUGCGUCAUAGUUUAUCGUAUUAUGACGUCAUCAAACUUGUACUUCUGCCAUCAUCGUGUCGUGCGUCCUGACGCUGGGGACCAAAAUACUGAUCCAUUAUAGUGAAGUACGACUAAAAUCAUGUAAAUAAGCUGUUAAAAUCGUGAGAAGUAUAGAAAUUUGCGCAAAAAUAGGUUUAAUUUACACUCUAUUUCUAAUCAUAUUAUACAUAAAUUAGUUGCUUAAUCUGAUCUUUUCUCUCUAAUAAUGCAUUUACAUUAUUUUUAUUGUAUUAUUACUCAUUGUACAUAAUGAGAGAGCGUUGAAUGCUUUUCGUGUUGAACAAUAGAUUUAGUUGUAGAAUUGAAUUUGAAAGUACAGUAGAACCUCUCUAUUAAGGACACCCUCGGGACUGACAAAUGCUGUCCUUAAUAGAGAGGUGUCCUGAUUAGAGAGGUCAAAUUGAAUGGAAACAACCAAUUUGGAACAAAUACUAGUGUCCUUGAUAGAGAGGUUGUCCUUGAUAGAGAGGUGUCCGCUAAGGGAGGUUCCACUAUAAUGCACUGAGUGUGUAAAUGGACAUGUGUACCAUGGCAAAGUAGUUAUAGACUGCCUGGGGCAGUGUGUAUUACUGCGCCUUAAUUCGAUUAGAAAUCUCUAGAAGAUUAAACUCUUCCCAGCCUGGGUUGAGACAUUUCCAAUUUUUGGUAGAUUGCUGUUUUUCCCCUCCUCAAAAGGGCGUAAUUUCAGAGCUGCCAUGAAAUUAUCUAAUCGUCAGCUUUCUGUAAAACUUUGAAUUUUCAAAAUCGGGCGAAAAAUAACCCCACAUUUUGCUUGUUGAGUUAGGACAGUUUUGAGUACAGCAAAUACCUCACAUACUUUUUUAGGUGAGUUAAGUUUUAAUACCAAAGGCCAUAUUACUUACACGGAAGCCAUGAAGUCAUGCUUUAGAGGCCAUGAAGAUGACAUCACUGCAAAAGACGACAUUCUGGAUGUCAAAUUUAUGGUGCUUUUUACUCUCUUAAUACCAUUGUUACUGUGAUCUAGCUGACAGAACUAAAAUCCGUCAAGAAUUAAGAAAACUAGAGCCGAUUACCUAUGAUAGAUCAUUGCUGAUGAUCUCCCCGUGUUUAGGGGUGACAUCUACUGUCUAAUUAUGAAACCAAAAGAAUUACUGUUGUGCGGGGAUGCGUAGUUUCUCAGGCCAAUGUAAGAUGGAGCUCAUAUAAGCCGGUUUCAGGCCGCUAUAGUGACCCGCCGGGUCCUGAGGGUUAAAAUGUACAAUUGACUGAUGAAUGAGUGAGCGCUUAUGUACGGUAGUUGUACAUAUCAUAAUUUUUCUCAGACCAUUUUUGUAUGGAUUUUACCGUACCUCUAUAAACACAGUUCAUUCUGCUUUGUUAUAAGGAGAUCAAGUAAGGUAAAGGGUUGACCAGAGGCACCAUCGUUUUGGCUGGAAUUGAAAUCCUAUAGCAAUUAGAAAUCUUUCAAGAGGCAAUCUACUCCAGCGGCUGGAGCUAGCAAGAAACUUGUGCUACCAGACCCAAGGUAGGCCUCAGUCAAAUCCAUCCCAUGUCCGUCACCGAUUUCCCCCCAAAAACCUCUUCUUACCAACCCAAUUUCAAGGGUGGGAGGCUGUUCUAUAGAAAACUAAGAACUGACUCCCACGCUUGAAAUUGGCAUUCACUUCACUUGAAGGAGUUCUGAUUGCUUUAGGAUUUCAAGUUCUAACCAAAAUUGUGGUGUCUAUGAUCAACCCUUAAACUAUACCUGAUAGAAAAAGGUAUGUGUUGUGUGCAGUGUAUUCUAGAUUUCUAUUUAUUCUAUUUACCAUGUUUUGCUUCUUCAGGUCCUUCCCAGCAGGAUUGUUGCUUUGAUAUCUCCCGCACGGCGAUGCACAGUUUAGGUCAUGGGCCAAAUCCAAAGCUGUCCUUCAUGACAACAUUUCAGGGGCAGGGUGAAAAUAUCUCACACAUGGGGAGGCACAUAGCUCGUGGUGCUGGGUGGCAGCAAUGUCAAAUCUUCCACCCAGCAAACUGUGCAUCUUUUCCUACCAUACCCGGUAUUUACCGGGCCCGUACACUGCAUACUACUGGCGCCGUACGGCUAAAUCCGUACUGCACAUUCACCCGUCACUAAAGUGUCGUUACACAGUUCCUGACAGCCGUCACUAAUGUGUCAUUACACAAUUCCUGACAGCCGUCACUAAUGUGUCAUUACACAAUUCCUGACAGCCGUCACUAAUGUGUCAUUACACAAUUCCUGACAGCCGUCACUAAUGUGUCAUUACACAAUUCCUGACCGCCAUCACUAAUGUGUUGUUACACAGUUCCUGACAGCCGUCACUGAUGUGUCAUUACACAGUUCCUGACAGCCGUCACUAAUGUGUCAUUACACAGUUCCUGACAGCCGUCACUAAUGUGUCAUUACACAAUUCCUGACAGCCGUCACUAAUGUUUCAUUACACAAUUCCUGACCGCCGUCACUAAUGUGUCAUUACACAAUUCCUGACAGCCGUCACUAAUGUGUCAUUACACAAUUCCUGACCGCCAUCACUAAUGUGUUGUUACACAGUUCCUGACAGCCGUCACUAAUGUGUCGUUACACAAUUCCUGACAGCCGUCACUAAUGUGUCGUUACACAAUUCCUGACAGCUGUCACUAAUGUGUCGUUACACAAUUCCUGACAGCCGUCACUAAUGUGUCAUUACACAGUUCCUGACAGCCGUCACUAAUGUGUCGUUACACAAUUCCUGACAGCCGUCACUAAUGUGUCAUUACACAGUUCCUGACAGCCGUCACUAAUGUGUCGUUACCCAAUUCCUGACAGCCGUCACUAAUGUGUCAUUGCACAAUUCCUGACAGCCGUCACUAAUGUGCCAUUACACAAUUCCUGACAGCCGUCACUAAAGUGUCAUUACACAAUUCCUGACAGCCGUCACUAAUGUGUCAUUACACAAUUCCUGACAGCCGUCACUAAUGUGUCAUUACACAACUCCUGACAGCCGUCACUAAUGUGUCAUUACACAAUUCCUGACAGCCGUCACUAAUGUGCUGCUACGCCACUCCUGACAGCCGUAACUAAUGUGGAGUUUCACCUCAGAGUCGUCACUUAUGUAUACAGUAAAACCUCUCUUAUUAAGGACACCUUCGGAACUGACAAGUGCUGUCCUUAGUAGAGAGGUGUCCUGAUAAGAGAGGACAAAUCGAAUGGAAACAACCAAUUGGGACCAAAACUAGUGUCCUUAAUAGAGAGGGUGUCCUUAAUAGAGAGGUGUCUAAGGGAGGUUCUACUGUAGUUACACAUUCUUGUGUAGAGAACUGCUUGUUUACAUUCGACAUCUCGUAUGAAUGAAUCGGACCAACGCGUCCAUGCAAUGGUUGUUUCUCGUUGAUUGUAAUAUAUACAAAGUCAUCUAAUUUUAGCAUCGGGUUGUACAGAAUAUGGUAAUUAAAGAGCCAGCUAUUUAAGCACA
This is a messenger RNA of Lineus longissimus, 8006 nucleotides long. Its product is annotated as synembryn-A-like. Lineage: Eukaryota; Metazoa; Nemertea; Pilidiophora; Heteronemertea; Lineidae. Gene Ontology annotation, cellular component: cytoplasm. Bases 81 to 1754 code for a protein of 557 amino acids. The record is from RefSeq and is a predicted model, not a curated record. The transcript is spliced from 13 exons. Gene Ontology annotation, molecular function: guanyl-nucleotide exchange factor activity; G-protein alpha-subunit binding. Gene Ontology annotation, biological process: G protein-coupled receptor signaling pathway.